AUGAAUCAUUGUCAAGAACUGAAUUUAGAUUCAACUGAUCUUAAUCUCAUUGAAGUUGGAAAUGCUGUUAAUAUUCAAAUAGCACCUAUUCGUUUAUGUAUGUGUAAUAUGCAUACAUCAUUAUAUAAUGAAAGUUUAACUUUAAAAGUUGGUACAAUACAAAUUCGACAAUUAUUACGUCUUUAUCCUGGUUCAUGGUUAGAAGCUGGUUCAAUAAGUGUUCCUGAAUUACCAACAAAUUCUAAUAUAUUAUCAUAUGCAUGUCUUGGUGGCUCAACAAAUUAUUAUACACUUGCACAAGGUGAACAAUUUUUUAAAAGUUCAUUUCGUCUUAGUGAACAAUCAUCAUUUGGUCAUUCAUUAUUUCAUCCUGAUUUACAUGUUUUACAUUCACAUUUUAUAUUUGAACAUAAAUAUAAUUGGACUAAUUAUGAACAUAUUAAUCGAUUUCACGAUGAAUUAGAUGAUGAAAAAAUUUUCUAUCUAUUUGAUUUUUGCGGACACCAAAAAGAAUCUUAUGAACAACAUCAAAAUAUAAAUGAUUUAUCCAUUACGACUUUAGCACAACUUACAACAUCAUCUCAAGUAUGCCAACAAUAUUUUCAUACUCGUCAAAUUUUACCGUUGAAAAGUCAUGAAGAAUCUUUUGAUAAUUUUCCAUUAUAUAAAUUUCAUUUGAGUCCAUGUUGGUAUGAAUCAAAAGAUCCAUCUAUACAACGUCUAGCUAACCGUAUAUCUACUCAUCCAUUACUUGGUAUUCGUCAAUUCAAUGAUCAAACGAAUGCAACAUGGAAAAGUCUUAUUAAUAUUAAUUUACCACAACAUUCUUUCUUAAAAGAUCAUAAAAUUCAAAAUGCAAUUCUUUUUCCAGCAGUUGCUUAUCUUGAACUUGCAACAGCUGCUUCUCAACAAUUACUUUUUCCAAAAGAAGAUGAUCAACGACAACCAAGAAUUAUUUUUGAAGAUGUUAAAUUUGUUAAAGUACUUAUUCUGAAUGAACAUGAAUUAGUUGAAGUAUUUACACAAAUAAUUAUGCCAAUGCGUGAAUGA
Molecule: messenger RNA, 1050 nt
Organism: Adineta steineri
Lineage: Eukaryota; Metazoa; Rotifera; Eurotatoria; Adinetida; Adinetidae
Source: the annotation of a GenBank genome assembly